This is a messenger RNA of Aricia agestis (brown argus), 1421 nucleotides long. Its product is annotated as alpha-tocopherol transfer protein-like. NCBI's taxonomy places the organism in Eukaryota, Metazoa, Arthropoda, Insecta, Lepidoptera, Lycaenidae. The coding region runs from base 213 to 1145 and encodes 310 amino acids. The record is from RefSeq and is a predicted model, not a curated record. Gene Ontology annotation, cellular component: membrane. The transcript has 7 exons. Gene Ontology annotation, molecular function: phosphatidylinositol bisphosphate binding.
GACUCAUUAAAACGAACCUAAAGGUGCCUAAAGUUAUUUCAUUUAAGAUUUAAACCGAUUGUUUUAAAGGAGGUUAUAUUUUGUCUGAAUUUCUUUCUCGUCGAUCGAUGUAUAGUGUAUGUUGACCUUGAUGUCGUUUAAGAUAAGGUGUGGAAUUUUUAUCGCAAACCGCAGAAGCAGUGAGUCAUCAGUGCGAACGCCGAAAUCUCACCAUGGAGUCCGUACCCCUCGGCAGCUACCUGAAGCUAAGACCGGAAACCCUGGAGGCGGUCCGGCGGAGUAUAAACCUGGAUAAGCCAGGGGAGAUGAAGGACGCUGUGAGGAUCCUGGACGAGUGGAUACACCAGCAGCUGCAUUUCAGACACAAGGAUUUUCCUCCCGAAUACCUGGAGAACACCAUCGUGGCAUCUAAGGGUUCCCUGGAGCGGGCCAAGGCGUCGCUGGACAAGCUGUUCACCAUACGGGGUCUCACCCCGGACCAGUUUGCACUCAUAGACGUGAAGAAAGAGAUCCUUGGACUCAAUGGCAUGGGGUACCAGCUGGUUUUGCCGCAGCUGACGGAGGACCACACGAGGGUACUCUUCGUCAAGUUCAACUGCUUCGCGCCCAAAGUCCUCAACCUCUUCUAUAAGACCUCGUUUGCUUUGGUGGAAUAUCUCCGUCUCCACGACUACCACCGCGCGGUAGACAUGAUCGUGGACAUGACGGGGGCUGACGUCGCGGAGGCCCUCACCGCCAACUUCAACGACUUCAAGACCAACUAUCAGAUCUGCAUGGAAUGCUUCCAACUCCGCCUCAACCGCGUGGACUGUGUCACCUCCUCCUCCGUGGUCAACGCGUUGCUGGCCAUCGUCAAACCCUUCAUCAAAAAGAAGACAGCAGACAGGAUAUCCGUGGUCAAGACGCCGGAAGACCUCCACCAGUACUACCCUAAGAGCAUACUGCCUCAGGAGUAUGGAGGCGGGGAAAAGUCACUUAAGGAUUUGCAAGUGGACUAUCUGGAUCAGCUGUCUACAGAAGAGCACAGAGCGAUGAUGAGGACUAUGUCGUCUGCCACCACCGACGAGGCGCUGCGCUCCCAGUACAAGUUCAACGACCUCUACGCCGGUACCGUCGGCACAUUCCGGGCGUUGACCCUGGACUGAUGAUGACUAUGUGACUAGAGUUAUAUUAGAUAUCUAUUGUUAGUAUCACAAAAGGAAGAUGCGAAGUUGGCCUCCGACUUUAGUGACGUUGAAACCGAAAAGGAGUUAUUUUAUAGUGUCCAUGUGUGUAUGAAAUUGAGGAGUGCUCUCUUGUUUCUCGUUUAACCCAGUUUCCGAUACGACUGACGAGAGAUCAGGCGACGAACUGACUUUUUACUUGCUCAUCCGAUGCAUGGAUGUUUUUUAAUUUUAUCAAAUAAAAAUAUACUUAUAAGC